ACAAGUGGCAUCUCCACCACCUUCUCAUCGUAAAACUACGAACCAGCUGCCCUCCCUCCUCCCCCCUCCCUUGCGGUUAACGCCGUACGGCGUACACUGAGUUAUUAUUAUUAUAACCAUUAUGGGUAGCCUACCAGACGGCCUGUCUACCUGCGAUAAAUUUUCCGUUUUCCGUAGUUCCGCUCUUGAAAAGUGAAAACCGGAACUGUUUACGGUGACGGUAACGUAAAUCGCUUUGUUUUUACYCGGCCGAUUGGGUUACGACUACGUUAGUUUCGUUUCUAAAAAUGUAAAUAAUUUUUCGAAAAAUAUCUAAUUUGCUUGAUACACGGGUAGUUGGUUAUCCAUUUCGUUUUCUCUAAGUGCCGUCACUAGAAUUAACAUCCAUACCUGUAGGUACACUAAUCACGCGUUAAGCCACUUGAAACUAGUAUUUCUUUAAAAGAAAUAUGCUUGCCUGUGCAGAAAUAUCAAAAAUGGAUACGUGCAGCAUUCAACAAAUUAAGCUGGGAUCGGAUAUUAUUGUUGAUGGUUUAUUUUUCAAUGAAACAAAUAUUAAAUUAAAUAGUUCUAACAAUCAAGUAAUUCUAUCAGAUUCAUAUAGUGAUCAAAAAUAUAUCCCAACAGACAUUCAUAAUGAAUUGGAAAAAGAUAAUUAUGAUGUUUAUAGUAAUAAAUCAAAAAGACUUAAACAUAAAUGUAAAAAAAUUCAACAAAUGUCCUUAGAUAAACUAAACCUUGAUACUCACCUCGAAAUUCGACUGCCUAUAAAACAAUCUUAUACAUGUACUAUUUGUCAAAAAUUAUUUCACUAUAAAUACCGAUAUGAUGCUCAUAUACAAAGUCACAAUGUUGAUAAACAAAAAUAUAAGUGUAAAAUUUGUGAUAAAUCUUUCACACGUAAAUACCAUAUUAGUAUCCACAAUAGAACACAUACGGGUGAAAAACCUUAUAAAUGCGACUUAUGUGAGAAAUUGUUCUCAAUGAAACAUCAUCUCCUCUCUCACAUUCGAACUCAUACUGGUGAAAAGCCUUACACAUGUGAUAUGUGUAAUGAAUCAUUUACCCGCAAAGAUAUACUGAGCAAGCAUGUUAGAACUCACAUAGGCGAACAACUUUUUACGUGUGUAAGAUGUCAUAAACAAUUUUCUAUGAAAACAUACACAGGAGAGAAACAAUACUUCUGUCAUUUGUGUCAACAGAUUGAGCCUCAAUCAAAUAUUGUGAACAACAUAAAUGCUAAACUUAAUCAUGACUUUGGCUUAGAAAUGUAUGACAAUAAUAAAUGUAUUGAAACAACAGACCUCAUUGACAUAAAAUAUGAAAACAAUAUAGAAAGUAUUGACAAUGAGUCAACGAUUCUAAUAUCAGCAUCAAACAUGUUAUCAUAUCAACCCUAUAAUGAAAUGUUAAAUWAUACCAAAGAAUUUCAAUCUGAUGUAAAAUGUCUUGAAACAUUCUGUAGUGUUGAGUUUAAAGAAAAGCCGUAUAAAUGUCACAUGUGUCAGCAAUUAUUUUCUAAUAAACAAAAUCUCGAUUCUCACAUUAGGAGUCAUACUACAAAACAACCUUAUACUUGUACAAUUUGUAAGAAAUCAUUUUUCUAUAAGUAUCGCUUUGAUGCCCAUAUAACAAAUCACAAAAUGGACAAGUAUAAAUGUAAAAUUUGUGAGAAAUCUUUUACCCGUAAAUACCAUUUUGAUACUCAUUAUAGAAUACAUACUGGUGAAAAACCUUUUAAAUGUGAAAUAUGUUUGAAAUUAUUUUCACUAAAACACCACCUAAUAUCACACAUUAGGACUCACACGGGUGAGAAACCGUUUAAUUGUGAGCUUUGCAAUGAAUCAUUUYGCCGUAAAGAUAUACUUAGUAAUCAUAUAAGAAUUCACACUGGAGAAAAACAGUUUGUUUGUGAUUAUUGUGAAAAACAAUUCUCUAUGAAACAAUAUUUAAUAAGACAUAUGAGAACACACACAGGAGAAAAACCAUUCAUUUGCCAUGUAUGUCAAAAAAGAUUUUCACAACGAUCUGGACUUGAUUGUCAUAUUAGAAUCCACACUGGGGAGAAGCCAUUUCAAUGUGAGGUGUGUAAGAAAUUAUUUUCUAGAAGAGACAAUUUAACAAUCCAUAUGACGACACAUAUUAGCACAGAAGUUGAUCAAUAAUGACAAUUAAAAGAAAACAUGUUGAUGUACUUAACAAAUAUGUAUUGCCAUUUCAGAAUUACAUAACUAUUAAUUAUAAUUCACCAUUUCUAGUCCUAACUAUCUCAACCAGCAAACAUCAAAACUUAUUGUAUAUACAAAGGGGAAUCCUUUUUAUACAUAUUUACACUUAUACUUAUGUUUUCUUCUAAUUUAU
This is a messenger RNA of Diuraphis noxia (Russian wheat aphid), 2361 nucleotides long. RefSeq lists its product as uncharacterized. The record is from RefSeq and is a predicted model, not a curated record. Gene Ontology annotation, biological process: regulation of transcription by RNA polymerase II. NCBI's taxonomy places the organism in Eukaryota, Metazoa, Arthropoda, Insecta, Hemiptera, Aphididae. Gene Ontology annotation, molecular function: RNA polymerase II cis-regulatory region sequence-specific DNA binding; DNA-binding transcription factor activity.